Molecule: messenger RNA, 2447 nt
Organism: Paralichthys olivaceus (Japanese flounder)
Lineage: Eukaryota; Metazoa; Chordata; Actinopteri; Pleuronectiformes; Paralichthyidae
Product: dnaJ homolog subfamily B member 6-like
Molecular function (GO): Hsp70 protein binding
Source: RefSeq, a predicted model, not a curated record
CCAGUUGGUGGCAGUAACGUGCCCACACACACUUUAACCACCGCCAACAAACCACCAGAGAGGGAAGAAGAACUGGGAAACAACGCAUCGUCUGAUCCAUAGAUGCGAUUUGAGGACCAUUCACUGCCCACCAUGAAUAAACCUGUUUAGCGCAUGUCUUACCCGAUGUAACACCCCGCGCCUCUGUCCUAUAUUCCCGCUGAGGUCACAGACAACUACACUUGAAUUUGCUCUCUGUGUUUUCAGGUUUCUCAUCCACUCAUCAUGGUGGAAUACUACCAGGUGUUAGGAGUGCGGAGGGAUGCGUCUGCGGAUGACAUAAAGAAAGCGUACAAGAAGUUGGCCCUGAGGUGGCACCCUGAUAAAAACCCAGAGAACAAGGAGGAUGCUGAAAAGAAGUUCAAGGAGCUGUCAGAGGCUUACGAAGUCUUGUCAGAUGUAAAUAAGAGGAGCAUAUAUGAUCGAUAUGGCAAAGAGGGACUGACGGGGAGUAAUGGAGGAAGAGGGGGUCACUUCCACAAUGGAGAUCAUUUCCAUGAACAAUUCACAUUCCGCAACCCAGAAGAUGUCUUCAGGGAAUUCUUCGGAGGCAGGGACCCAUUUGCUGACUUUUUUGGUGCAGAUCCUUUCAGCGAGGAUCCUUUUUUUGGCAGCAGCCGACAGCACCAUAGUCGGGCAAAUCGCAGCAGGGCAGGUGGCUCAUUUUUUGGAGGCUUUGUUGGUUUCCCACCCUUUGGUGCUGGCUUCUCACAUUUUGACCCUGGCUUUGGUUCUUUUGGCUCCAUGGGCACCAUGGGUCAUAUGGGUCACAUGGGUCAGAUGGCAACAAUGGGCAGUCUGGGAGGUGGAGGCUUCACCUCUUUUUCCUCCUCAUCCUUUGGGGGAGGAGGUGGAGGAGGGAUGGGCAACUUCCGCUCUGUGUCCACUUCCACCAAGAUCAUCAACGGCAGAAAGAUCACUACUAAAAGAAUUGUGGAGAAUGGUCAGGAGCGGGUGGAGGUGGAGGAGGACGGGCACUUGCGGUCAUUAACCAUUAAUGGUAUGGAGCAGCCACUGCGACUGGAACACAAGUAAAGACCCUAACAUCCUCUGCUGGAAGUGUUACCUCAGCACAAACAUACCAAUAAACUUGAGCUUCAACUGGAGGAAAAAAAGCAACAAAACAAUGUAAUGAUAGUGCUCUACUAUUGUUUGGAUGUACAUAUUUAGGUUGUGUUUAUUUCCCCUCAUGUCCUCUCCCUGUUGACUCUCCUUUGUUAACAACAAUUCAGAUCAGAGGAUUUGGAUGCAGACCUUUCUAUGCAUUUUGUUAAUGCAUUUAUGAAUUGGAGCUGUCAUUAUAUUUUAGCUCAGGGUGGUGUUAUUGUUUCAGUGUUUGGGACCAGAGUAUUGUUCUGUUGUACUGUAUAGCUGCUUUCAGACAUGCACUGAACUCCUGAGAACAUACGGACAUUCUUCGGAGGGGCUGUAUUUGAGAAUGCAAAUGUCAGAGUGAGAUCCCUUGGACCUGAAGUUUCUCCGGCCAGUCCCAUUGUAAAAACUCAGCAGAAUGUCCGAAGGAGCUGAUGUAAGAACGCAGCAGGAGAUCCUCUGCAUCAUUCACUACAAGUAAGUGGGUGUGUUGAUCACGCAACAGAAGCAAAAAUUAAAGAAGAAAAAUAUCUGUGGAUGAAAAAGUGUUCCAUACACGUAGAUGUCACCGACUAAGGUAGAGAGAAUUCUGGGUGAUAAGGGCGGGUGUUGAUUUGCUGUAAACAAAUACACAUGAUCUCUUGUUGCGGAAUUAAUCUAUUACAUCCUGCUUCUGCCUGCUGCACCUCCCCUCACCUGAACACUCUGGAGAUUUUCGUGUUGUUUUGAACACGUCUGAGCCAAGAGUCCUAGCUGCGUUGUUCAUGUGUGAAAGGUACCCUCCGAAAGAAGGCCGGACCCAAUUCUACGGACAUUCCUCCAGAGUUCAUGUCUGAAAAUGGCUUAUAUGACUAGCCCCUCCCCCUUCCAGUACUUUGUGUAUGCACUCCACUGGCAUCUGUCUGUUUGCCAUCAGCACACAUGCUGUGUUCAGAAACACGACUUUGUUUUUUCAUCUUAAUAUCUAAAAAAAAAAGUUGAUUUGAUUUUCCAAGUGGAUCAAGUAAAUAAUUGAAGCAUCUUCCCUGUCUGUGUUUACUGCUUGUCUAACCUUUUCUUAGUAAUAAUUAUUUUUUAUUAAAAAAUACAAUGCUGGUAGAAUGAGUUAUGCAAUUUUAUAUGUUCUAAUACCAUUGUUUUUUUGUUUAUUUAAUUAUGCAUGUACACCUGUUGAUGUUGAGUCUUAAUGUUAAAGCUGCAUUAUGAUGCACAAAUAAGGGAGAGCAUUCUAUUAAUGAUAUAUGAAUACGGAAGGAAUUUUGUGUACUUUGUAAACCAAUAAAUCGGAGUUUCAUCCUGUUUUCAGGACACUGACA